Penicillium vulpinum is the source of this 258-nucleotide messenger RNA. RefSeq lists its product as uncharacterized. Bases 1 to 258 code for a protein of 85 amino acids. The record is from RefSeq and is a predicted model, not a curated record. Lineage: Eukaryota; Fungi; Ascomycota; Eurotiomycetes; Eurotiales; Aspergillaceae. The transcript has a single exon.
AUGGAUGACUUGGCGACUGGAUUGCUCGGAGACGCGUGCAUGCAAUGUCCUCUCCUUCUACGUCCAUUGUUUGCAACAGUCUACAUGGUCAUAGAGGGUGCCAAGCUCACCUUUUACAUCUUAUUGCCUUUCCUCGUCGCUGUAGUCAUCUUGAUCGGAACCAUCACAGCAUUUUUGAUACUACUACUCGGGUCGACCGAAGGAUCUUCAAAGAAAAUUGCCGAAGGACGACAAAGACGGGACACCGAAGACAAGUGA